CGGCGGCGGCGGCGGCGGCGGCGGCGGCGGCGGCGGCUCCGCACCCAGGGCUCCAGAUGGAAGGGGCGCCAGGUCCCGGGCCGGGCCUCUGCUGCAAGCCCGGCGGGCGGCUCGACAUGAGCCACGGCUUCCUGCACCACAUCCGACGGAACCAGCUCGCUCGGGACGACUACGACAAGAAGGUGAAGCAGGCGGCCAAGGAGAAGGCGAGGAGGCGGCACACGCCCGCGCCGACGCGGCCGCGAAAGCCCGACCGGCAGGUGUACCUGCCGCGCCACCGAGAUGGCUCUGUCCACCCAAGCAACCCAGACUGUGAGGAGUCCGGUGAAAGCAGCAGUAGUGGCGGCUCUGAGCCAGAGCCUCCUGGCCAUCAGCUCUUCUGCUUAGAAUUCGAGGCAGACAGCGGAGACAUCACGUCAGUUAUCGUGUAUCAGGAUGAUGACCCAGGAAAGGUGAGUGAGGAGGUAUCAGCACACACGCCUCUGGAUCCACCCAUGCGAGAGGCCCUCAAGUUGCGCAUCCAGGAGGAGAUUGCAAAGCGCCAGAGCCGACACUGACCAGGCUGGACUCGCUGCCCAGGGAGCUGGCCCCUAGUUCGGAGGUGCCAGGACCAGUCUGGGCUGAUCUUGAGACCCACCCACCCCCACCGAAAGCUGCCACGGUCACAGGAAAAGGGCAUUGCAGGAACCAUACCUGGCCACGUCCCUUGUAGCCAUUCUUUCUUUUGUGUUGGCCUACUUGACCAGACUAAUAUUCUGGAAUUUUUUGAGCUUUCUGUUUGGUUGGCUUGAUGUUCUGGAAGCCAAGACUCCAGAGAGAGCUGCGGUUCAUGAAGCCUUCUGCCAACGUGCUGCUUUCUUACAGAGAUCCCAUGCCUCAGGACACCUGGCCGCCGCUGCUCCGCCCAGCUCUGUGAGCUGUGUUCGUUAUAAUUCCUUUCUUCCACGCUUCUGCUCACUUCCGUCUGUGCUUUCCUAGAUCUUCUUUUUAGCUGUUUCUUCUUGUCUUUCCCUCAUCUUUUUGUCUCCAAAUCCAUCAGUUCUACCCCAUCCCCACCUCCCAACGUGACUAUGCACCUACAGCUGCUCAGGACUUUGGACGUGGGGGGCUCCGGAGGGUCUACCUUUCUGACAAGCACUCCCAGUGUUUCUGCUACCAAUCAAGUGGGAGAGCAUCUUCUUUGAGGCCCACUUGCAAUCAUGGCUCCCUCCCCUUCCACAGCUUUUGCAGGUUUCUCUCACACCCCACUGCUCCACAGGGUCUAGAUAAGGGGACUUAGAAAGAUGAUCCUGGAACUAAACUGCAAGGAUUUCUUGCAACAAAACCUGCCUUGGCUAGACUGUAGAGUUCCAGCUUCCAGAGUUGUCCCUAGCUCUGAACAGACCACCUUUUGCUCAGGCUAAAAGGGAAUUACCAACACAAGUUUGAAACUGCGUUUCCAAAUGUGGUAACAGUCUUGAGCGUACAUGCAAAGGGAAAUUCAAUAUUAGCAAUAAUUGCCUGUUUGGAACCCUAGUCGGGGGGGGGGGGUGUGCAGAACAUCACCCCAGAGGAAGUGAAACAAGAUUCUGUCACUUGCCCUUCCCCUCCUCUGUGCUUUCUCCUUUCCCACCUCUCAAGAGUAUAUAAACUCUUAAGAGACCCUGAGGAUCUCAGGAAUAUCACUGCUGUCACCUAAGUGAACAUUUUUCCUAAUGCAGGGUUAGGCUAAAGGCUGAAGUCCGUAAGAAGUCCUGUGCACUGCAGUUCCAAGCCACUUCCGUUUUCCAGCAAAUGGGCCUGACCCCAGUGACUUGAAGUCUGGGGUUUAAGUGAGCCUGUGAGCACUGAGACUUCAGGCCAAAGUCCCCCUGCGCCAGAGGUUUCUUCACAUCAGGGUCUCAAGAUCAGUGUGGCUGGUCAUUCAGAGCAGCUUUGCUCUUUAAGGACACUCGAGGGCGCUUUUGGUUUGUGCCCUACACCCCUGAAAAUCUACCAGCUCAGAAAUGGGGCAAGGCAGCUACUUUAAGUACAUCAUGAAAAUGCAGCAGGUCACAGCUUGCUGGGAAGGUGAGUGAGAUGGAUAAGUUAGAGGGGCCUGGUUGUGAAGGCACCCAGGGACUGGAGUGCUUCUGACCCACAGAGCCGGCCCAAGGUUAAAUGCCUUAAACCUGCCAGUCCUGGGCUCAGUCCUACUUUCAAAGGAAAAAGUCUGCCCUCAGUCAGCCAGGCUGGAAGUGCCUUUUGACUUACACGGUUAACUAACUAUGCUCCGGAGCCUCCUGGGUCGAGGAGAUGAUGCCAUGCUCUGUCCCCAGUCUCUCUGCAGCUCAGAGGACCAAUCACUUUAGUCUUCCAGCUCUUCAGCUGAUCUUCUGACUUGGAGAUAGGGUUUCCCUGGAACCUUCAGUUACUGAGCCUAGAAAUACUUUUUGGAUUCAUCAUCUCACAGCUGGAUGGCCUGGUUCUGGAUUUCUUAAGAGAACUUAGAAACAAGACCAGAAGAGGAGGCAGGGGGCAUGGCCCCUGAAAUUUUAGCCCCCAUCCCUGUUUUGUGAGAAGUGGGUACCUAUCCUAUCCUGUGUGUUUGUCACGUCGUCCUCACUCACAGGUAAGAGCCUGAUGGGAACAUCUUGCUUGUAAACUUUUUCUUGAGGGACUUGGCUUAUCAAGUGCAUAUAAAGUACUUCCCACUCAAGAAAGCAUUCUAAUUCUUAGCUAAUUUAAGCCACAUGACUAUAGAGCACUAAGCCUGGUACUUAAGUGAGACAUUGUCCUUCCAAGCGGGCCUCUUGGUGGUGUGAUUGCUGUUGCUCCAGGCGUGUCUGAAAUGCUUCUCUAGUGAUGGCCCUCAGCCUGCUGACAGCCUUAUUGCUCAGACUCAUUGCUUCUGCCACACCUCAUCCCAGUCCAAGAUGGUCCCUUCCAGUUUAUUUGCCAGCCUUGCCUCCCAAUGUCUUUUAGCUCUUUUUAAAAAUCAGCUUUUUGCCAUCAAGGAGCAUGUUCCAGAGCAUUUCUGAGAGGCCCUAGAGAUGCCCCAAAGAGAAUGUGCUAUUUGGUGCAGUGGCAACAGUGUUAGACUGGCUGGAGCCUUCCAGCAGGCUGCUUCCGAAUCAACACUCAUUUGACUAGAUGUGUUCCCAGCUGCUGGGGAAAAAGAAAGUCUGGUAGCCUGACAGGCACAUCUCAUGUUCACCCAAAAUGCAGCGUUCGUCCCUUACUGAGGGUAAGCCUUGGGUUUUAAGGCUUUGUGUUUCCUGGGCCGCAGUGGGAGAUGUUACAAAUAGAAGAAAGUUGGGAUUUGCAGGGGCUUUGGCCUGUGUGAGAGUCAACACUAAAGCUUGAGUUCCAGCCAGUUGGCAAGCAUGGAAGUCUUUGAAGAAUGUAAUGCAAGAAGGGAAAAGAAGAAUGUAAAGCUUUUUGUCCUGAGUGAGUAGGAGGCCAGCUCGUAUCACCAACAUGGUCAAUAACAAAUGCCUCUCCCUGUGGACAAGCCUCUGCAUGGCCCACUUUGAGGGGCACUGCCAUCUAGAGAUCAGCCCGUGGAGCUGGAAGAAACCCUCUGGGAUGGCAAGCAUCCAGCCUGCUGUGCAUUUGGCAGGGUCCGUGGAUGGUAGGGUCGGGAUCCCCAGCUGGUUCACAAAUGUCAGUGAGGCCUUUGCAGAUAGAAGAAUAAGGACAAACUGCUUUGCUACCUCUGAGCCUUCUUUGGGGAGAAUCACCGUGGAAUGUUGACAGUUGUCUGAAACGUUUUAAGCUCCCUUGUUGAAUUCCUGUCCUGUCCCUGCGGAAUCAAAUGACCAAGAAGCCAUAGGCACCCGCCCCAAAUUUCCCCAGCAGCUGGAGUGAUGCCAGAAGGGAAAAGAGUGAAUGGCUCCUCUACCUUCUUGGAGCCACCCGAAUGCGAGGCCGGUUGCACUAGUUGUGUUGUGUUAAAUGUAUAAAAAGCCAUACAUUCUUCUGUUUUCUCAUUUCCAAUGUUCUGUGUGGAUGAAUAAAGUGAAUUGUGCGAAUUAUUUGAAAAUCCUGGAAGGAAGGUACUUUUCAAAUACAGUAUUGUUUUUAACCAAUAAACAUACUAUUUUUGCCAA
Molecule: messenger RNA, 4070 nt
Organism: Camelus dromedarius (Arabian camel)
Lineage: Eukaryota; Metazoa; Chordata; Mammalia; Artiodactyla; Camelidae
Gene: C33H2orf68
Product: chromosome 33 C2orf68 homolog
Exons: 4
Coding region: 57-557 (166 amino acids)
Source: RefSeq, a predicted model, not a curated record